Molecule: messenger RNA, 610 nt
Organism: Cylicocyclus nassatus
Lineage: Eukaryota; Metazoa; Nematoda; Chromadorea; Rhabditida; Strongylidae
Source: the annotation of a GenBank genome assembly
AUGUUGGUUCAUUCGUCUAAACUCAUGAGGAAAGGUGUUUUGCUUCUAUGUUACCUCUGCUUCGAGCUUGUGCGAUCGGGAGAGAGCCCAUUUCAUAGAACGGUCAAAAGAACAUGUAAGUUGCAAACUUCUGCUACGAACAAAUCAGAUCAGGAUUUCCUCGCGGUGCAGCAGGAUGGUGACACUGUGAUUAUAGUAAAGGGUACAAAUGUUGAUGUUGAUGAGAAGUGUGCGAUAGUGCGCGCAAAAAGGAAUGAUACCGAAAACUGCGAAGAGCUUUGUGGUGCCCAUGGUCAUUGCUCUCUGCGUGAAGCGGGAACUCCAAUCGAACAUUACGAAUGCAUUUGUGAUUAUGGCUAUAGAGGAAUGCACUGUGAAGAAAAAAUACGCACGAAGUUUGCCUUAAUGUAUGUGGUGUGGGUACUUGUGGCUAUAGAAAUUCUUUUCAUAAUUGUGGCAGUGAAGAGAUAUGCACAGCGUCAAUUCUUCAUGUCACCGCUACCACAUAGGCGUUUCGUAGACGUCAUGCUGUCGAGAAGCAAAGAGUCUAAAAAACAGAAGUAGAAAGUUGUAUCUUAUGUAACUGUUGAAACCUAUUUCACUACAGACA